GUAACCAGUUGUCCAGUCAGCUGUGUUGUGAGUGACGCGUCUCACAGCUGACGGCGGUGUGUCAGCUGAGCCUCCCACAGAUGGGGGACCGAGGCAGAGGUCGGGGCAGGAAGGGUCCUGGAGGAGGUGGAGUGUGGGGAAGCUCCAAGAAUGACACGAGCUCCUCAGCCCCCAGUGAGGGGUUUUGGGCACACAGUCCCUCCACUCACCACCGUCCACCAGCCCCCAACAAGCCUGGUGGCAAGAAAGGCAACAUUCAGUCCUCGCAAAAACCAGUUCACACAGAGGAGGAGACGAAGGCUGGGGAGAGGAAGUUUGCCGCUGCCUGUAAGGAGAUCCAGGACUCCGUACAGCGCUACAUAGCUACUCACCAGUUUGAGGACUCAGAAGAUGAUGAUGAGGAGGAGGAUGAAGAAGACUUGGAGGAACAUGGCAUUCUUGAGCGCGUGUUCGGGGACUAUGGAGGAGAGAAGGACCAGAGCCGUACGCAGCAGUACCUUCAGGAGGCCUUCAAAACUGGUGCUCUUGUGUGUCUUAUCUGCAUCGAAAACAUCAAACGUAACGACCGGAUAUGGAGCUGUGCUAAAUGUUACUCCAGUUUCCACGUUAGCUGCGUGCAGAAGUGGGCGAAGGACAGCAUCUACCAGCUGGCCAAGCCAGUACGACACUAACCAGAAAUUCGACAAGUCCGGCCUUAUGUGGUGCUGGUGGAGGUGAUACAAAGCCCCAAGUGUCGGAGUGAGUAUACACAGUCCGUCAUCCCUACCAAAUACUUGUGUUUUUGUGGAAAGAAAAUGGACCCCCAGUUUGACCCAUGGCUCAUCCCUCACACGUAUGGAGCAACUUGUAAGAAGAAGCUACAGCCAGAGUGUGGUCAUACCUGCCUCCUCCUCUGCCAUCCAGGCCCGUGUCCACCAUGUCCCAAGACUGUAGCCAGCACGUGCCACUGUAGGAAGCAGCCUCCAGAGACCGGGACGCUGCUCGUCCAAAACCUGGUCUUGUGGCCAGACAUGUGGACAACUCCUCAGCUGUGGUCCACACCUGCCAAGAUGCUUGCCAUCCUGGAGACUGUAAGCCUUGCCCCAGACAGAGUCGGCCAGUCGUGUUGUUGUGGCAGCAGCACCCAACUGAGGGAGUGUGCUGACCCAGUCUGGCAGUGUGAUAAGGUGUGUAAUAAUCAACACAGUUGUGGCCAUCACCUGUGCCAGAAUGUUUGUCACAGUGGAAGUUGUGGUGAGUGUCCAGCAAGUGGAGUCCGUACCUGUCCUUGUGGCAAAACUUCACAUACUCUGCCGUGCACAAAAGAAAUUCCAACGUGUGGCGAUACCUGUGGAAAGGAACUGGCUUGUGGUGUUCACUAUUGUGCCGAGCGCUGCCACAAAGGGCCGUGUCCUACGUGCCUCCAGUUCCGUGUGAAAUGGUGUCGAUGUGGGACCAAGCAAAAGGAAAUAGCAUGCAGCAAGGAGCUCACGUGUGAGGUCAAAUGUAAGAAUAUGAGAGACUGCAGACGACACACAUGUAAUAAAAAGUGUUGUGUGGGGGAUUGCCCCAGAUGUGAGCAGCCGUGUGGUCGAACCUUAGUCUGCCGCAACCACAAGUGUGAGAGCAGGUGCCACCAAGGUCCUUGUUAUCCCUGUGCAGUCACCCAUACCAUAUCCUGCCGGUGUGGAGCCAGCACCAUCACCGUUCCGUGUGGACGAGAGAAAACGACCAAACCUCCUAAAUGCUCCAAACGAUGCAAACUGCCGCCCAACUGUCACCAUCCUCACCGGCAGAAGCACAAGUGUCACCAGGGGCCGUGUCCCACCUGCCGGAUAUCUUGUGGUCUCAAGCUUAAGUGUGGACACAUCUGCCCUGUGCCUUGUCAUGAUGCAGUUCCUGUUAAGAUUGUGGAUACCAAGAAGCGUGCUGGACCAUGGGAACCUGUUGCUGCUCCUCACAUUGAAAUUCAAAAGAAACCGUGUCCGCCUUGUCAGGUGCCAGUACCAACUACUUGUUUUGGCCAGCAUGAGAACCCAAACUGGCCCUGUGGUGACCUCAGACCGUACUCCUGUGGACGCAAGUGUGGGCGUUCACUUGACUGCACCAACCACACCUGCGACCUGGAGUGUCACAUGGUGGAGAGCGCGCCCGAUGAUAAACGGGCUGGCUCCAACUGUGCACCUUGUGAAAAAAUUUGCUCAAAGCCACGACUGGGAGGCUGCAACCAUGAGUGUGGGAAGCCUUGUCAUCCGGGAGAGUGCAAAGAAUGUGAGAAACACCUGAAAAUUAAAUGUCAUUGUGGUCUUAGUCAAUUGUAUGUAAAGUGUCACCUCUGGAAUAGUGCCACAGAUGGGAAGGAAAAAAUGCGGAGUUGUAAAAACCAGUGUAACAAAUUGAUAUCUUGCAACCACCGAUGCACGAAGGACUGCCACACUGGGCCCUGCAGUCUACCAGAGAAUUGCCACAAGCGUGUAGCGGUCCGCUGCCCCUGCAAGAGACAGAGGAAAGACUUCUUCUGUAACCUGAUGGUGGCUGGGAAGGUCAGCCUUGAGUGUGAUGAUGUGUGUAUCACCAGGAUGAAGGAAAAGAAGAAGGCACAAGAAGAAGAAGAAAGAAAGAAAAUAGAGGAAGAAAAGGCAAAGCAGAAGAGAGAACUGGAAGAAUUUGAAAGGAAGAUGGAGGGACGGAAGCACAGACGUCGCAACAGGCGGCAACAAGAAACCGAAGCAGAACCAACUUUCUGGCAAAAAUACGGGAAAUUUAUAAUGGCCGGCUGUGUAUUAUUAACUGCAGGGACAAUCUAUGUGGUAAUUAAUAAGUAAUAUUAUUGAUCUGGUCUGGUCUGGUCUUAACAACUCAAUAACCUGUCUUUCGUAUCUCAUUUCUUGACGUCAAAUUUAUUCGGUAAUUUUUUAGCAAAGAUCGUGCCUCUGAUUUAUACAGUACAUGGGAUAAUGCUUCGAUCAACCUCGCCUACAAUGAAUUCACGUAAACUGAUCUUAAUUUCUUCGGGGAGAAAAAGUGGAGUUCAUUUGUGGGUCUUAAGAUAAUUUUUAUUAUUCCCAGAAUCUCAGUUUUUAGAUGAACCUUAUUCAACCCCCAUAGAUCACUUAAGGACACAUGCCGUACUUAACACAAAUAUUCCGAUAAUAGACUCCUUUCCCCACGUGCUGCAGGUAUGUACAGUGUUUAUUUACAAACAUCGCCUGUCAUUAAACUUUAUUGCUCAGGUAGGGUAUUUUACACAUGACCCAUUGGUGACUCCUCAAGUGAGAGUAGUUUGAGUGGUGUGCUGGAGAAUGACGCUACUGAAUAUGAUUUGAAAAAUAUUAAAAAUAGAAUUAUAUUAUAUUUUUUUCAAACAAAUGGAAGGAAUAGCAGUACAUUUUAGAGGGGAUACUUCUCAUGACCAAUUAUUGUACGAGUGUGUACCUUCACUACACCUAUGAGUUAUGUUAAGAGUUUCUCUCCUCUGAUCAGCUGCCACAAAAGUACACCGGAAACUUUCAAUCCAGCUCAGUUCUUGCUUUAUGAUAUCUAUUCAAAAUACUAUGGAAAAGAAGCUGUUCAAUGCCUCAGCUUUGUCCUGGUCAGACUCUGCGUAACUACCAUCUUCAAGCCUCGGGUCUGAUACGCCUACUCGCGUUUUAAGGACCGAGUGGGCAUAUGAUCCUUUAUUCACAGUAAGGUACAGUGUACACUCGGUAAAAACUACCGUACAGGUCGGGUCAGAUGAAUUUUGAAUUGAACAAUCCACACGCAGGGCUACCAGGCCUUUAUCAAAAGCCUUCGUUGGUGGUGUCAUUUUGUUUUGCACAAAAAGUAUAACGAUAUUUUUUUUCCCGAGUGUACACAGAGAUAGCACAUGCUGUAGAUACCAACAACUCAUCGAGGAGAAUAAAAAAUAAAUAAAAAAUAAACAAACAAGACAACUCAAACUUUCUUUGGGGCUGCAAUAACACGCCGUUCUAGAUGGCCUGGUUUGUUUUUUAACUUUUAUUUACUUAUAUUCUCUUCUCCAGUCCUCAUCUACGAAUACAGUAUAUCUCUUUGUGCUAUCACUGUGUACACUGUAUCUCUCUAUGAAUGGUGGGUUGUAGGCACAGUUUCAGUCCUUGAGAAAGCACACUCACUCAAAAGAGAGAAAUUCUUUGUGGCGUCAAUAAUACGACUUGGUUACCGCCAUAGAGUGAGAGAAGCCUAGGUCGCGUGAAAUGGUUGCGACCGUUUUUCCAUUUUCAUAUUUCAUUAUUAUUUUCAUUGUCAUCUCAAAAGUAAUUGACUGUCUCUUUUUCUUCUGAGCACCACCACAACUCUCACUUGUACACUUGCCAGUCAUUCUAAAGGGAAUUAGAAACAAAAAUAUUGUCAGUACACAGCGCGAUCACUACCGACAACGACGACGGCCAAACACCAACUGAGCGCGCUAUGGCGUGGACGCUGUAGCCACGAGGCGAUCCAGCCCACGCGACGCUCUCGUAUGGGACGGAAACGUUUCAGUCCUAGAAAAUAUGCGCGUCAUUUGAAAAAAUUUUGGUACGACUGCGGAGGUCGUAUGUCCAGGUGGUCGUAAGUCGAGGAGUACCUGUAUACAAUCGUGAAUGACGUUAAAAAUCCUACAUUGAUUUACACUUUCACAUGACUAAGACGAUCAUGAUGACCUUAUAUAAUCACUGUCCAAUUUCUGCCGCUCAACAACGAAGGCCAGAGUGCCAACACGGUCUGUUACAGAGACGCAACACGACCCGACCUGCACGACACCAUCUGGCCUUACUUACAAUGUUCUCUUGAAGAUGUUCAUUAAUCUUCAUACUGUAUUUGUACAGUUGUGAGGAAUUGUUCUGCCUCCUGUUUUAGAGAGCUUUAGUACUAGACUGUGGUGGGAAAUGUUUGUGUGGGAAGGUUCUUAUUUCUUUAUUGAUAUUCUUGAUUUUAAUAUAUGCAGUAUGUUAUGUAUCCAUAUACUUAGAUAAUUAUAUCCAAGUUUCAUGUCCUUCAACAGUGUAAGUUUUUUUCUUUAUCAAAUAAAAGGUGAAAUUUGAAGAAAACAAAAACUAAUCGAGAUAACGGCCACAUCCUUCGGCCGAUUAAGCUGAAAAAAUUACCAGAUACUCCGGACAUUAUUCUUGAGACAUCCAUUAAGGUGGAAUUUUGAUUUUCCUUAUAAUUUACUGGAGAGAAAUAACCAAAUGUUCUUCCUUGUCUGGAAUAUAUUUGUAAUUAUUAAAAAAAAGAAAAAAGGCAUUUUCUUCUCUUUAAAAUAACAUAUAGUUCAUUAAAAUUGUGCCUGUAGUUUUGGAGUUAUCUCUAGAAACAGUUCAGUUUCUUAGUUCUCGACAUAAGGUCUUCAAAGUUUUUUGUUGCCCUCAUUUCUUACACUCCUUAAAACCUGUCCAAUUUCUACUGGAUUUGCAGAUAAUUAUCAGACAUCAUUCUAGAUCAUUCAUAUUACAUUCCAGAGUCUAUACCAUAGAUCUGGCAUCUGGUCCCCCCUUCUAAAAGGUAUAAGUCGCUAGACAGCGAGGGUGUCAGGAGGUGCCACCUCCCUCACUGUAGCCAGGUUUGAUGAAAUUUGAAGCCACCAGGCCAAUAACCUUCACUGAAUGACUGCUUGAGCUUCUUUGUGGUGUUGCUGACUCUGCCUCCUGGGGCUGAAGUGCUUUCAGGAUGUCUGGAUGAGUCCCGAAUAUUUUCGUCAACACGAUAGCCUUGUACCUGAAGCUGUGGUUUACACUAGUGACUCUGGCCAGAAAGGUCACUCAAAAACGUCCAGCAAACUUCGUCAAGGGGCAUUCAGCCCAUAACUUGGAGUGAAGAGCCUCGUUCGCAUUUUGCGUUCUUCUCUUCAGGCAUUUAUUGAGGUGGUCUGGAGCUGUCAAUUCCCUGUACACACUCUUUAUGAUUUCCAGCAUUUCAUAAGGAAUUUUAGCCAAGUACAGUUUCUUUGUAUCAUGAUGUGCAGGUUUCUUCUUCAGUGCUGUUUCUCUGUUAUACCAACACCACAAAUCUGGACCUCUAGGGCAUCAGUGGUGAGCAGGAGUCUUCAGUGGAAGUCAAAUGGAAGUAUGUGGCCCAAAUUGCUUCCCGCAUCUUCUUGACGUUGGUGUUCACAUUAUCACGAAUGGCCUUGUCAUAGUAUGAAGAAAGGUGAUUAAUAACUUCAUCUGUGAGCAAGUGGGCAUCACCAAGAGCACUGUGCUUCAUAGUCUUGCCAGUCUUGGUUGUACUGUAAGUUGCGACUUAUAAGUCGACAUUUUAAGCUUGGAAAAAUCUCUCCAAUACCAGAGGUCGACUUAUACGCCAAGUAUAAAAUGUGAAGCUGUACCACAGAGUGGUAAACAAGUGGAACAGCCUGCCUAACACUGCAUCACUUAGCGUAACUCCCGUGGCCUGCCGCUAAUAUUUCCUACUGAAAUUCAUGUUUGGUAAACUUAUUUAACAUAAAGAUUAUAAUAAAAUAGCAAAUUCCAGUAUAAUUAAACCAACACAACACCACACGCCAUUUCCAACAGCUGAUGCACAGUAAACAAUGGAUCAGAACGUCACUAAGCCCAGGCGGCCAGCCAGACAGCUACCUGCUACUACAAUAUGGUGCCAUCUGUCCAAUUUUAUGAUAGCGCUAUAGAUUGAGUUCACAUAUACUACAGAAAUAAUGACAGUUUAAUGAAUAUACACACAAUGACAUUAUUACUGUACCUAUAUGGUUUAGUAAAUUGCCAUGUAGGCUUAUUCGGUGCAUGGGGAGUUCAAUAAGUGGAUGACAGUCUAAGCUGUGUGCCGACAGUGUAACGGACCCAUUCUUUUGCAGCUGGCCGCAUGGGGUGGUGGUGCCAUUGGCAGUUUGUAUACACCACCUGAUGCAAAUGGCUGAUCGUAAGCCAGGUGUACCAUAAUGUUCUACCGUAUAUAGCGGUACUAUCGAGGUGCUAUACUGAUAUGAUGUGUAAAGAAUUAAUAUUUUAUUGGAGGUGCUGAUUUUGGCUUGGUGUUUACCAGAGGUCUUAUGAAGAUAACUUACUGAAGAUUUUUAGCGGUUGCUUGCUGUCCUACGUAGAUCCUGUUGCCCACUUCCCUUUUUGUAUGAACUAUAUAAUAUAUAUAUAAAAUAUUGAAAGGUAUUACAGUAAGUGUCUUGAUGAAAGUGGCGUGGUCUUAUUACAUACUUUGGCCUAUGUUUGGGCCUUGAGGGGGUUGACUUAUACGGCCAGUAUAGAACUAAACCUGAAUUUUGAACUAAAAAUCUUGAGGUCGACUUAUACACCGCAACUUACGGUAAUCAUCUCACUUGUCUCCUUCUUGAUCUUUCAAAGUUUGGUGCCCAUCCUCUUGCUGACAUGUUUUAUACACUCUUCUUUGGUGACAGGGACAUUGUAAGAGCCACGCCCUCCAUUCAGCUCACACACAGACUUGUAAGAACUUGAGUCACCAUCACCAACGAAGGUUACAUAACGCAGGCGGUGUUCAGUGGAGUGAGACCAAAGAUGAACUGCUCCCUCAGUCUCCAUUGCACCUGAUUUCCUGUUGAAGUUCUUGUGACAGGUGAGUUUUCUGGGCUUCUUUUGUUUUUCUUGUUCUUGUGUGAAAGUUGGGCAGUAGUUGCACAUCACUUCCAUGUCAAACACGAUUUCCAUGUUGACUUCAAUAAUAAAACACACCAAUGUGUUACUAAUCCCCCCUGGUCAUCCAGGUGCCAUCAUAAGACACUUUGAUGUUCAGGAUGCCAUCUGCAUCUGGUUGUGCAAGAUCUUGUUGGGUGUAAUAGUUGAAGAUGGCUUCUCUUGCACUCUGCAUUACAGAAGUGUAGUGUUUCCCCAUUCCUUAGAACAGGUAAGUGCAGUGUCGUGAGUAUCUGGCAGCCAAGAAACUCUCUCCUGCAGAUACGCCAGUGCUCUCCUGAAGCCCAGCACGUCCCACUCCGGUCACUAGACUGAAGUAUACCUGCAGUAGGUUCGAUUCAGUGUAAUUCUGCCAUGGGGAAGUGCUUUUGGUGACGGGAGGAGCGUGGCAAAACUUGGUGUUACAAGUGUUACAGGUGACAUACACAGUAGUAUUCCAUAUGUCAAAAGUUAGGGUAGCAGUAACAUUACCCCUACAGUUUCUCUUUGGGCAUUUCAGCGUUGCCACCAUCGCCUGUAACUGUGAGCCCAACACUGUAUUUUCUCUCAUAAGAUAUAUUAGACUGUGGAAUCAUCCCUUUGAGUAAAUCCUGACGUCUCUUGUGGCUUGUUGUGGUUUUUACUGGCAAUGCUGCUGUUGAUGGUUGUGGUGUUGCUAAGGCAGUUGCAGACAUGGAGGGUUGUGGUGAGGGAGGCAGGAAGGGCAUGACAGGUUGUGGUGGAGGCAGGGGAGUUCACCAUGAUGCUGUAUGGUAGAAAAAUCGCUUAGCUAAGGAUGGAAAUAGCGCAGAGAGCGCGAGGCAGGAGAGAGCUCAGCGUGUCUGCUGCCGGCCAGUUGAUUCCAUUGCUAUAUACAGUACAUGUGUAUACCCCUGCUGAUGUACGAUAAUUUACUUGGGAUGCCAGUGAUCGCCGCACGAGAUCAAAUUCUUGAUUUGUUUUUUAGUAAUAAAUAAAUAUAUAUCUACUACUAUUACUGAUAUAUGCGUGCGACAUUUUGAGCCUUGCAACAUGUCAUGAGGGGGGAGGGGGUAAGAAAAAGAGCCAUAAUUUGAUUAUUUCUGAUAAUUUAAUGCUAAAACUCAGCCACAAUAAUUUUAAAGCCAACACAGAGCUGGGGAUUUUUUUCUAAAUACAGUAUUUCGUAAUUUUUCAAAUAUUCGCCGAAAAUUAAGAGCGGACAGUCGCCUCAAGUAAUAGUGUGACUGUACGUGUCAUAUAUGUAUUAAAACAUUUCUUAAAUUAAACAAAUAUUUUUUAAUGAUGAUGAACAUAGUGAAAUAAAGUACAGUAAGUCACAUACUCACCAAUGCAGUAGGUCAAACUUACAUAUGAUUGGCCACUGUCUUGUGUUAUUUUGUAACACAAUCUUGCUCCUGCCUGCUAGUGGUGGUAAAUGAGUUAAGCCUGGAGGAUGGGCCAGACUGGCUCUUUCUCCUUACAAGUGGCAGACUUCAUGAACAAGGAAAUCGGGAUGGGCCACCUUGCUCACAUGCCAGUGAUCGCACCCCUCACCUGUCUCCACACAUUAUAACACCCUUAUUAAUAUUUUACAUCCAUCUUGAGGCAUUUCCUUGACUGCCUGACCAUAUUACUUGCACAACUUUUUCCUGACAUUAUGGGUUCAAAAUUAAGUUAAAAAGAGUUAGUACCAGAGUAAACACACAUCUGUGAGAAGCUUUCAAAACUGGUGGAGGUGGUCACUGGUUGGCCGAGUGGUAGGCUGUGUACGUCACUAUUGGCCGAGUGGUAGUCUGUGUACUUCACUAUUGGCCGAGUGGUAGUCUGUGUACGUCACUAUUGGCCGAGUGGUCUGUGUACGUACUAUUGGCUGAGCGUCUGAGCCAGAGAAAAGAGGAGAAUUUUGCACAGUUUUGAGAGAAUCUUUUGAACUCUUUAAUAUAUUUUUUAUACAGUAUAUUAAAAAUUUCAUCUAGACCAUCGAGUAUUAUAAUGACUACCAUUGUAGGAGGUGUGCCUGUUGUAGGUGGUGAUAGUGUUGACCUUUGAGCACUGUAUCCAGUUCCUGCCCAGUAAAUACUGUGGAGAAAUGAGUAUUUUCUUACCACAUACAGUAUAGCACCACAAUUUCUUUCAUAUAAAACUGAAUCAGCCUAAUUCCAAUGCUUGGUUUAAAAUUACCAGUAAGUGGUACAUUACAUAAAAAUUGCACAGACAGAGUUUCUUCAAAUCUUAGGUAUACUUUUGUACUGUAAGCAGGUCCUCAUACCCAGUAAGACAGUGUUGGUUGGUAAGAGAGAGUGGUACAGUAUAAGGUUCAGAGUUGUAACCCUGUGAUGUAAUUACAAGGAACAUCAUAUUAUUAAGAACAGGCUCUUCGUCCUCUUGGAUUAUAGGAUACCAGUCGCUGCUUCUCUUAGCCACCUCUUCUUCCUCCUUAAAAUAAUAUGUAAAAGUUCAGGACCUCCUUUGUUUGUCUUAGGUCCAGACCACUCAACUGAUACUCCCACAACCAGGGCCAUCCCUAGGAAGGUGUGGGGCCCUGGGAAACUCAGCCACUGCGGGGCCCCAGAAAAAAUAUAUAUGUCUCUGUCUCUGCUUGCCAUGUUUCUUACACACAAAAAAGUAUAUCCACAAAACUCAAAAGGCAGGAGUCACAGCUCACAGGACAGGACACAACCUGAUCUCACUGGUUACUGACCCUGGUGGACUGGCUGUGUGGAGUGGAGUGCAGAUUAUGCGGUCAGAGGAACCCACCCCCACCAACCCCCAUGGGACUGUCGCUGUGGAUGGUAAGGUCAUGGUUGCGAUGGUGGCAUAAGCUGUCAGGUCAGAUUAACCAGUCAACAGGUAGUGUCCAAGGUCACUGGGUUUAGUGCUGGUGGGCGGUCGACCCUGUUCCCCCUAAAGGACGGGCCUGUCCACAACCUACUGCUAAUACCUCCACUGAAACUAUUGAAAGUUCAAGGAUCAUCACUAAACUCCUCCAUAAUGCACCUGAUGCCAACUAUGAUGGUGUAUCACGUACUGUACAUUUCUCUCUUGGUCCUUCAUCUUGGUUGCAGUUUUCUUUUGGUUCAACUCUGAUCAAGAUUGUGGUACAAUUCUAGUGUGAUGUUCCUUGUAAUUACACGAGUCAUUACAACUCUGAACCUGAUGCUAUACCUCACUGAUUUACCAACCAACGCUGCCUUACCGAGUGUGAAGGCCUGUUUACGGUACGGUGUAGGCGUCACCGUAAAUAAAGAUCGCGUACGGUCGCGGAAAAAAGGCGUCAGUCCUCCGUCCCUUUCGUGAACCUGUGAACCCGAAACAUGACACUUUGUUGGGCCCAUAGAUGGCGCACUGGGUCAUUUUAUGUCUCGGAUCAACUGGUUAGAAAGAUUUUAUUGCAUAUUGAUAUAUUUAAAUAUACAGAAUCAUAUUGACAGACGAAAAAACAUGUUUGAUAAUACAAAAUGUGUGUUGGUUGCCAUCUCCAUAAGGUGAUAUGUCUCUAUGACCAAUAGACAAACAUUUUGUUAGUACAGUAUGUCUAAAUAUGUCGGUAAGCAAUAGAGUCUUUCUUUCAUGUCCACAGUCUUUAUUUGAAGGAUUGACCACACACUCUGCUCAUGCUGUACUUGACAUUUGUUCACAGCUGAUAUAGGUAGUUAUUCUAACAGUACAAUAUAGAGUAUACCCGUGUUGGUAUGUGGUUUCUGUUUAAAGUCAGUCAAUAAUAUUAUUUUCAUGUUACUUGUAACUGACAGGAUCAUGUAAUGUAUCUGUAGCUGUGUUUGCUUCUCUACAGAAUACUACAUGAAUUUAAUGUUGGUGCGGGAAGUACAGCACGUAAAUGAUGAUUGUUGUUACUGACUCAUUAUAUGACAGAUCAUUAAAAUUCCCUACGAAAUAAAGAGUAUGACAGCGCUGUGUUGCCUUCAGGGAGUUCCCUUUAUUAAUUAAGAAUUUUUUACUUGUUUCCUUUUAUGUUUGACAAACUACAGAAGGAAUCACUCCUAGUUUUAGAGUCAGAAUUGUUCACGAAAUCCACAAGGAUAAAUUCCUCCUUGCUGUGUUCGUUGUUCAAAUGUUCACCUUCAACAACCAUCACUUAGUUAACUCACUGCUAGAGAAGAUAUUUUCUGAGAAUGUUAAAAAUAGUGUAAAACAGUUGCAUAAUUUUUAUGUAGUGGCUUCACACUUGUUGACACAAUUUCUGUAAGUUUGUAUUAUUAGUAAUUUUUUAGUUUUUCUACUACAGUCAUGUAUUUUGAAAUAAUACGCAAUUUGCACAACUGGGAAAUAUAAUGAAAGAAUAGAUUGAAAAGACUUUGAUUGUAAAACACUUAAUAGAGCUUCACAUAAAAUACUUGAUCUGA
This is a messenger RNA of Homarus americanus (American lobster), 11923 nucleotides long. Its product is annotated as NF-X1-type zinc finger protein NFXL1-like. Lineage: Eukaryota; Metazoa; Arthropoda; Malacostraca; Decapoda; Nephropidae. Gene Ontology annotation, biological process: regulation of DNA-templated transcription. Gene Ontology annotation, cellular component: nucleus. The record is from RefSeq and is a predicted model, not a curated record. Gene Ontology annotation, molecular function: RNA polymerase II transcription regulatory region sequence-specific DNA binding; zinc ion binding; DNA-binding transcription factor activity, RNA polymerase II-specific.